GGCUGGGAGUUAGGGUGGGGCUCGGGGCUGAUUCUCAUCCCCCAAUCCCCCAAACCUAUUUUUUGGUGCCAGAUUCACUGGUAUUCUUCAGGAAGGGCUGAGAGUGAAGAGCCAUCUGUGGAGGCCACCCAUCUUUCCCUGAGACACAAUGAACAACACAGAAUCAGGUGCAGGUCUUGGACGAUGUGGGCCUUGGGAUGAUCCUGCCCGCUUCAUUGUGGUGCCAGCAGCCUAUGCGGUGGCCCUGAGUCUGGGUCUGCCUGCCAACCUGGCUGCCUUGGCCGUCUUUGGGAGUGGCGGGGGGAGGCUAGGCCAGGCCUUGCGCCUCUAUCUGCUCAACCUGGCUGUGGCCGAUAUCCUCUUCACCCUCACGCUGCCCUUCUGGCUCACCUACUACUUGGGCCAUGCCCACUGGCCCUUCCCUGCCUCCGUCUGCCACGUCACCGGAGCCACGUACUAUGCUGCCACUUAUGCUGCCAUCUCCUUCAUGGUUCUUAUCAGCGUCAGCCGGUAUUGCACCGUGCAGGGGCCCAAGCCUGGGUUCGGUGCCCGCCUGCCCCUCAACCAGCUUCGAGUGGCCCAGGCUGCCUGUACUGCUACAUGGAUGCUCUGCUUGGCCUGCGCCGCUCCAUCCCUGGUCUCUGCCCGGGCUCUGCGCCCUGGCCCGGGGGGCACUACCCGCUGCUUCGAGCAUGGCUGGGCCUGGCAAGACAUGGCCUACAUCACGGUGGGCUUCUUCGUCGUCGCCUUCCUGUUGGUCCUCGGGGCCUACAUAUCACUGGCUCGGGUGCUGGUGGUGCCUCCUGCACCGAGAGGGGCCUCUCUGGGCCCUUUAGCCAGCGGCUCCCACCGACGAAUGGCACGGACGAUGGUGCUGGGGCUGCUGCUGGUGUUUGCUGUCUGCCUGGCGCCCUACCACCUCAUCCUGGCACCCUGGGUAGCGGGGCAGGAGGGGAACGAUGGUGACAAUGGAGAUAGUGAGUGUCGGGUGCCUUCCACGCUGGAUGUCCUCCAUACCCUCAGUCUGGCCCUUCUCAGUCUCAACAGUUGCCUCGACCCCCUCGUCUACUGCUUUUCUUUACGCCGGUUCCGCCAGGACUGCCGGGGGCUCAGCUGCUGCCCCGGGUCCAGAGGGACCAGGACCCCAGCCGCUUCUUGUUCUUCCUCGUAGGGGAUGCCCAACCCCGCCCAGGGCUGCCCCUCUUUCCUAGGGCCAGUGAAUAGGGUGAAGAUGAGGGUGGUGAGACGUGAAUGGGACUGUGCCCAGAGUUCAUAGGAAACAGGGAUUUGGCCGUAUUUUCUUUUUUUUACCCAUUUCAAUCUGGGGUCCUUGUCUUGGGUUCCAGACCAAGAUAGGGUCCAGGAGAACAAUUCCUGUGCUUUGAGGUUCUGAGAAGUAAAAAUUCUACCCCAAA
Monodelphis domestica (gray short-tailed opossum) is the source of this 1415-nucleotide messenger RNA. Its product is annotated as platelet-activating factor receptor-like. Gene Ontology annotation, biological process: positive regulation of Rho protein signal transduction; phospholipase C-activating G protein-coupled receptor signaling pathway. NCBI's taxonomy places the organism in Eukaryota, Metazoa, Chordata, Mammalia, Didelphimorphia, Didelphidae. Gene Ontology annotation, cellular component: plasma membrane. The record is from RefSeq and is a predicted model, not a curated record. Gene Ontology annotation, molecular function: G protein-coupled receptor activity.